This is a messenger RNA of Venturia canescens, 1345 nucleotides long. RefSeq lists its product as uncharacterized. Gene Ontology annotation, cellular component: membrane. The record is from RefSeq and is a predicted model, not a curated record. Bases 386 to 1345 code for a protein of 319 amino acids. The transcript has 2 exons. Lineage: Eukaryota; Metazoa; Arthropoda; Insecta; Hymenoptera; Ichneumonidae. Gene Ontology annotation, biological process: sensory perception of taste.
CCACAUGUCCUAGAAGACGAUCGAUGAUCUAUCAGUUUUAAUCGCUUGCGUCCAAUCGCAUAAUGCAUGUGUUGUGUUAUAUGCAAAAACAUAGUUUAUGAAUUGAACCAACGAACGAGCUGUCAUAGAUGAGUUCAAUACAUUUUCUCAGCGCGGCGCAACGACGCAUCCGUGUUAAUGGCGUGGAAUAAAAAUGGCGAAUAUCAACAUAAAGCAAAUCUUCAGUGUAGCUUCGAGUGCAAAAUAUCUCAUAAUUGGAAAAACGUUAUUUAAAAACUCUGAAUUUAGAAAUUAAUAAAUCCAAAGUAAUAAACUUCAGUGAAGUAUUUAUAAAUGGUGCCGUGAAAAUUGAGAUAGUGGAAAAAAUUACAAAAUCACUAUCCAAAUGACAAGGCCGAAGGUUCUGUACACAUUUUUCAAAAUGAUUGGCUUGUGUCCUUUCGCGAUAAGUAAGAAUGGAAAAUUUCGUUUUUCAUACAGCGGUGUCUUCUAUUCGAUAGCAUUGGCCUCCGUCUCAUUUUUUUGUUAUAUGAAAGCGAUGAAAAAUCGUCUCGCGUUUAUAAAACCUCGACAAACAACGAUGUUUCUCGUAGCAGACAUUUUGGCGAAGAGUACAGCAUUCUUGACGGCUGUGACGACUUGGUUGAUCUUUGCUUUUCGCCAGAAUCGAUUCCGAAGUUUACAGAAGUCAUUCAAUAAGUUCUCAGAGGCUUGUAUCGUUUUUGGGGUUUGCGAUGGUCCUCGUUACCUCAUGAAAAACGGGACGAUUCUGGCGGUCAUUUGUAAUGUGGCAUGGGGCAGUGUCUUAGUUUGUGGACAUUUGCAGCACUCGAAGUCAUCGACUUAUCAAUUUUUGACAUGGUUGCUAUUCAAUUUUGGACGAAUCAUUUAUCCGAAUCUUACGAUCAUUUUUUUCAUUGCUAUGAGCCUCGUUAAGGAGCGUUUCCGAUUGUUGAAUGAUGCGAUCGGUCAACUUUCUUCAGUCAAUUUAGGCCGGCAGGCCAUCCGCAAAAAAAAUGGAAAAAACAGGUCAAGAAUAAAAUUUCUUGACGAAACGGAUUCCUUGAGCGCGUACAUUCAACUGCGGUCCGAGCUCGUUGAACUGACGACUUCAGGCGUAAAUUUCCUUUCGGUCCCAAUCUAUUUCGCUAUGGCGGCUUACAUAUUAGAAUUGACAUCAGCCCUGUACGUAAUUUCGCUCAAUAUUAAAUAUGAACAAUUCUGGUGGGAAAAAAACGGUACUUAUUUUUGGGCGCUGAACGUUUGGCAAAUAUGUCAAAUUAUUGGCUUAAUUACCUUACUCACCGUAGCUGAUUCCACAGGACAAGAGGUUUUGUUUUUUUAG